Messenger RNA from Symbiodinium sp. CCMP2592, 1431 nucleotides. The record is from the annotation of a GenBank genome assembly. Lineage: Eukaryota; Dinophyceae; Suessiales; Symbiodiniaceae.
AUGCUGGCCUCGGCUUGGUUGCUGCCUGCGGUGCUGCGGCCGCAUCACGGCAUGGAGCAGUGCGGAAAGGGGGGCUCCGCAGAUCAAAGCGUGGCAUUCAGCGUCUUGAACUUGCUGACAUCUUCCAAAAAGCUUAAAGCCAGACUGCGAAAUCUACAGCUGCUGAACAGUUUCUCCGCACGCCACUCUUCCGUUCAAAUCUUGGGUGGAACGCUUUCGCAGGAGGAGCGGAAAGUCUGGGACAUCAUCCAGAAGUCCUGCUUCAACUUCCGCCAGCUCGAGCCGGACGAGAUGGAUGUUUUUCUCCUGACUCUGCAGGAGACCCUGCCUGAGAGCGCAGUGAAGCAAGCAGGGAUGGCCAAAUCGAUGAGGCGACAAGUGAUGUUCAAUUCCACGAUUCUGAACUGCAGCCGCCUCCAGACGGAGGCCGCGGAGCUGGCAAAGAUCAGCCGUGACCUUCGACAUCGCGAGGAGCUGUGCGCGCCCGUUCUGUCCAGAAAGCUGAACUUGCCUCCGAACAUGAUUCUGAAAGACAUCCUGGCCGAAGAGGGCUUGAAGAAGACCCUACCCCGAUUGUACAAGCUGCUGGACACUGCACGGGACGAAACGCCGUUCACGGACUCUUGGGAGAAUGAGGCGCAAGCGAUUCUAGAGGAGGCCCUCUCGUCACCCCUGGACCCCUGGCUACUGCGCGAAGUGCUUUGGACUGUAGAAAACGACCUCGAUGCCAUGCAUCAUCGAGGGAAGAUAGCAGCAUCUGCAUUCGAGGAUACCUUGGUGCAGUUUUGCCAAGAUGCUGGCUUCUCCGUGCAAACUGAGCUGGAGCUCUUGAGGUCGCAGGCUCAAGAAGGCCUUAGCAUGAAGAUCACGCCGGACCUGCUCUUUGAGGCUCCAGUAUCUCUGCCCCAUCGGAAGGAGUCGGUCAGGUGGAUGGAAUGCAAGAACUUCUACGGAACGACCUUCAACUUCGUGAUGCACCGGAAGCUGGAGAAGCAGGCGAAACGCUAUGCCAAAGAACUGGGGCCUGGUGCGUUGGUGUUCCGGCAUGGCUAUUCUGCUGCCAUGAAGGAGCAGGUGGAAAAGAAGGUGCCCGGAGUCGUUGUGCUGGACGGAUCCCGUCUUCCCGACCUGCCGUCCGCGCUGGAAAUUGAUGAGCCUUCGACGUUUGCCGCCGGGCCAAAGGCGGAGUUUUGGAAGCUGGACCUUCCUGGGGGUUUCGGCCGCCGCAGUGGGAAGAAGAAGAAGAAGAAGACGCGGAAGCCGCCAACCAGGAAGACGCGGAAGCCGCGAACGGUGACAGCAGAAAAACAAUAUGCGCAGGGUUUAGAUCUUAGGAUUAAGACUUGUUGUUUCGCUUGUCUGGCCAUGAAGAAGUCUAAAACAGACUGCAUGGUGCAUCGCACAAUGGCUGUGUCAGAUCUCAGGUUUUAA